UUAAGGUUAUGUUUACCAUCCGUCCGGUCCGUUCAUGAAGUUUUUAAAAACUUUAAUUAAAGUUUUGAGUUAGAAUACACGACCCCUGCCGUAGGUCAAGCUGAGUGAUAUAAUAACAUAUCGAAAGAAACAACUGAACGUCCUUUCAGUCCAUUAUUACAAGAGCAACUGACAAGUCAUGGCCGCCAAUGGGAAAUUAGCUCUUCUGAGCGUAUCAGACAAGACUGGUCUGAUUCCUCUGGCCAAGUGUCUGUCGGACAUCGGCCUGACUCUCGUGGGCAGCGGUGGCACGGCCACGGCUCUGAAGAAUGCGGGGCUCAAGGUCCUGGACGUGGCCGACAUCACCGGGGCACCGGAGAUGCUUGGAGGCAGGGUCAAGACUCUGCACCCGGCUGUUCAUGCGGGGAUCUUGACCAGAUUGACCGCCUCCGACCAGGCUGACAUGAAGCGCCAGAAGUUCGACAUGAUCAGUGUGGUUGUCUGCAACCUGUACCCCUUCGUCGAAACCAUCUCCAAGCCCGACGUCACCAUCCCUGAUGCUGUAGAGAACAUCGACAUCGGAGGCGUCACUCUGCUGAGGGCUGCAGCGAAGAACCAUGACAGAGUCACUGUGAUCUGCGACCCUAGUGACUACGACAAGGUUAUUGCUGAGCUGAAGGAGACCAAGACACACCAGACGGCUUUGGAGACCAGACAACGCCUGGCGCUGAAGGCUUUCACGCACACGUCUGAGUACGACGUGGCCAUCUCCGACUACUUCCGCAAGCAAUACUCGGCUGGACAGGCGCAGAUGACCCUGCGUUAUGGCAUGAACCCCCACCAGAAGCCCGCACAAGUGUUCACCACCGGCGACCGCUUACCCCUGACCACUGUAAACGGAUCCCCCGGGUUCAUCAACCUGUGUGACGCUCUCAACGCGUGGCAACUAGUCCGUGAGCUGAAGGAGGCUCUCGGUCUGCCGGCCGCUGCCAGCUUCAAGCACGUGUCGCCUGCGGGUGCCGCCGUCGGACUGCCGUUGACUGAGGAGGAUGCAUUCGUAUGCAUGGUCCAAGACUUGCUCCCCAAGCUGACUCCGCUAGCUUCAGCCUACGCCCGCGCUCGCGGCGCCGACCGGAUGAGCUCUUUUGGAGAUUUCAUCGCGCUGUCGGACGAGUGUGACGAGAUCACUGCCAAGAUCAUCUCGAGGGAGGUGUCGGAUGGAGUGAUUGCGCCUGGUUACACUGAUGCCGCGCUCGCUCUGCUGAAGAAGAAGAAGGGAGGGAACUACUGCGUUUUGAAGAUGGACCCAACCUACGAGCCCUCUCUCCUCGAACAAAAGACGAUCUUCGGCCUCACCCUAGAGCAGAGACGCAACGACGCAAAGAUCGACCGUUCCUUGUUCAGCAACAUCGUGACUAAGAACAAGAGUUUGCCGGAAGCAGCUGUGCGCGACCUCAUUGUCGCCACCAUCGCGCUCAAAUACACACAGAGUAACUCGGUCUGCUACGCCAGGGAUGGACAGGUCAUCGGCAUUGGUGCCGGCCAACAAUCCCGCAUCCACUGCACCCGCCUAGCCGGCGACAAGGCCGGUAACUGGUGGCUGCGUCGCCUGCCGCGGCUGCGCGACGUGCGGUUCAGCGCCGCCGCCACCCGCGCCGUGCAGUCCAACGCCGUAGACAAUUAUGUCAACGGGACCGUCGGCACAGACCUCCCCCUAGAGCAAUGGAACGAGUUGUUCGAGGGCGCCCCGCCGGCGCUGCUCACGGAACAAGAGAAGCGCGACUGGCUCAAGAAGUUGGACGGAGUGGCGCUGGCGUCGGACGCCUUCUUCCCCUUCAGAGACAACAUCGAUCGCGCUGUGCAGAGCGGCGUAGCCUACAUCGGCAGUCCUGCUGGCUCCAACAACGACAAGGAAGUGAUCGAGGCGUGCAACGAACACAACAUCACGCUGGCACACACCAACCUGCGACUAUUCCACCAUUAAUCACUGUUUAGUCUUUACUCUUUAAAAAAUUGCCGAAAAAGGUCUAAGGAAAAAGUCAUGAUGACAAUAUGACAUGGUAACAUCCUUAUGUUAGUUAGGCUUUUGUUUUAGACACGGUUAUGGCAUAGCCAUAGCAGUGACAAUUAAAUCAUGUUUAAUGUUUUGUAUCGAUAUAAGGUUUAUUUAGAUGAGCUUUUUUUAUUAAUAUGUAUUGUGCAUGAACGCAAAACUCGAAUCAAGGUGAUGGAUGAAGAUAUGAUAUGAUAUUUUAUUGAAUGUCUUCCAGUAUAUACCUACAUUUGUUAUACAUAUAAGUACAACGUACAAAAACCCGCCAUAGACGGUUAACAUAUAUUUUUUAGUAUCUCUUCUCUUAUUAUCUAAAGCUCGCGAUCAUUCCGAGUGGGUACAUUAUAAUAUGUACCUCAAUUAUGUGCCUUAUUAAAAUUAUGUAAAACAUAAUUGCUUAAGUAUUUCUUUAAUAAUAAACUGUGUAAGUAAU
Messenger RNA from Plutella xylostella (diamondback moth), 2465 nucleotides. The record is from RefSeq and is a predicted model, not a curated record. NCBI's taxonomy places the organism in Eukaryota, Metazoa, Arthropoda, Insecta, Lepidoptera, Plutellidae.